CAAAACUGAACACUACUUGACACUACUUCAAUAUCCUCUCUCACUUUCUCUAAUCUUCAUCUGAACGCCGGCGACCUCGUCAUGGCUCUCCGAGCACUCGCGGCCAGAAAAUCCCUAGCCGGAUUAGGUUUCCAGAGGAUCCUCGGCGCGCGUGGACUGCAGACGUUCUCUCUCCCCGACCUUCCGUACGACUACGGCGCACUCGAGCCGGCGAUUAGCGCCGAGAUCAUGCAAAUCCACCACCAGAAGCACCACCUGGCUUACAUCACCAACUACAACAAGGCUCUGGAGCAGCUCGACGCCGCUAUCACCAAGGGAGACGCCUCCGCCGUCGUUAAUUUGCAGAGCGCCGUCAAAUUCAACGGCGGAGGUCAUGUCAACCACUCAAUUUUCUGGAACAACCUGGCUCCUGUUAAUCAAGGAGGUGGUGAGCCCCCUCAUGGUUCCCUGGGCUGGGCUAUUGACCAAAAUUUUGGUUCUUUGGAAAAAUUAAUCGCAAAGGUCAAUGCAGAAGGUGCUGGCUUGCAGGGUUCUGGAUGGGUGUGGCUGGCUCUAGACAAAGAGUUGAAGAAGCUUGUGGUUGAAACCACUGCAAAUCAGGAUCCAUUGGUCACCAAAGGAGCAAGUUUAGUGCCCUUGCUUGGCAUUGAUGUUUGGGAGCAUGCGUACUACUUACAGUACAAGAACGUGAGACCAGAUUAUCUAAAGAACAUAUGGAAGGUCAUCAACUGGAAGUAUGCCAGUAAAGUGUACGAGAAAGAAAGUGCCUGAGCUUAAAAAGGGUGGCACUGCAACUAGUUGAGCUGCUGAUGAAAUAAACGAUCAUGUAUCAAAUGAAGCCUUCUUCACUGAUGUAUGAAAAUGUGAUAGUACCAGAGCGUGCUCUUCUUUCUUCUGUUUGAUGCGGCUUUGAUCAAUGUGUUCCUGAUACUACAAAAACUGUUUGAAGGAGGUAGUCAUGGCACACAGCGUCUGUUUUACUUGAAUAAAAUCUGUUUGAUGUU
Messenger RNA from Argentina anserina (silverweed cinquefoil), 1004 nucleotides. RefSeq names its product superoxide dismutase [Mn], mitochondrial-like. Gene Ontology annotation, cellular component: mitochondrion. The record is from RefSeq and is a predicted model, not a curated record. The transcript is spliced from 6 exons. Lineage: Eukaryota; Viridiplantae; Streptophyta; Magnoliopsida; Rosales; Rosaceae. Bases 82 to 771 code for a protein of 229 amino acids. Gene Ontology annotation, molecular function: metal ion binding; superoxide dismutase activity. Gene Ontology annotation, biological process: superoxide metabolic process.